This is a messenger RNA of Xyrichtys novacula (pearly razorfish), 36857 nucleotides long. NCBI's taxonomy places the organism in Eukaryota, Metazoa, Chordata, Actinopteri, Labriformes, Labridae. The record is from the annotation of a GenBank genome assembly.
AGUUCCCUCAAAGCUACUCGGAGGUGUUAGUUGUCAAUAUGGCUGUUGUCAGACAGACAAAGCGGAGAGGCAAAUAAUUCGCCUCUGAUUAGAAAUCCUUGGAAAGGGGUCGGACAGGGCACUGUAAUCAAAUUGCUGUACAGUUUGGUUGCAGUGGAAACAGGACGGGUCAUUGUUCGAGUUACAAAGUUAAAUGGUUGAGUGGACAAUUUGAACCGAGGUAAGUCAUGUACUUAGCUAUUUCCAAUACUUAAAGUGAUGUUAUUAAUAUCAAAUGUACGCUAGCCAGCGACAGCGGCUAACGUCGGCUAGUCCCAGCCUUGGCACAGCUAGCAUGUCAUGCUAAUCAUUACACAAGCCUGAAGCUGUUAAAACUGUCCGAUGGCAAAGCUGCAAACCGUCCUGUGUGAUGCCCACGGACAGAUGCCAGUACGAAGGCAUUACGAUAAAAUCAUUAUGCGGACGUAUGUUCUGUCUCAUUAUGAAUUGCCACAGAAACAUUUGCUAACGUUAGCUUUUGGGCAAAGGGCGUGAAAGCUGGCAUCACAAGGAACUUACCCGCAGCCUUGGAAAAAAAAGACCAACAGAUUUGUGCGCUUUGCCACAGGCUUUACAGUCAGCAAAACGAAAAUACAUGGAUCCUACAAAAGACAGUGAAACCACAAACUAUGGAGAGUGUUAAAAACUGCAGCGCUUAGGAAAUGACUUUGGUUUACAGGAGCUGCAUGUUUGUGAAUGCAACUUAUCUUUAGCCAAUAUUAUUGAUCAGAUAUCAUCCUAGUGAAGAUGUUUUAUUCCCUUUGUUCCAUUAAUGUCUGCUUAGUACAACCUGAGGUCAAACUAAGUUUCCUCUUUCUGGUAGAGUUGGUCUUUGCUUAUAAUGAAAAGGAGAAGUAGGAUCAGUUUUAACUUUUUGUCCUCUGAGGAACAGAAAGGUCCAGUGUGCAACUGUAAAUCACUGUAAAAGCUUAAUUUUGACUCGCACACACCCGCAGCACUUCGCCUCUUAUCAGUGUGUUUCAACCAGUUAAACAACCUUGAGGCAAAGUGAAAAGUUAACACUGUAAAUACUUGACCAGGAGGGAUGGUUUCCGACAGACUGUGAGAGAGCUCUUUAUCAGUCAGUGCAGACACUUAAAGGGAUAUUCUGACAUAGAAUUAAGUUAGGGUCAAACACACUGUAGUUACACAGCUCGUUGAGAGAUGAAUGUUGCCAACUGCUUGCUUCUCUGGUUAUACCAACUUGCGUAACGACCAAACGAUAGCAAUACACAGCGGUCUGAGAAGCCAUAAACAAACCUCAACCAAAACGCCACUCUAUAGACACAAAUAAUGCGCAGAACAGCUCUUAUCUUCAUCUUGUUUGUAGCGAGAUGUUGGGCCAGACCAUCACCGCCUGCAGCAGGGUUAUGCAGCUCAAGAAGAACAUUUAUGAUCAUUUCUUCAUGGAAAUGCAAUUAGACUGAGACACAAAGGCAGAAGAACUACCGUGUCUGCAGUGCAAAAUGAAUAUGAUGAUUAUUACUUCAAGGAAAUGAUAAAGAAAUGAUCAUAAAUGUUCUUCCUUGAACUGCGAAACUCCGCAGUAGUCUGUAAUGGACUGGCCCGAGGUCUCGCUCCAAACAAGUGGCUACUGGAAGAGAGUAGGUGAGUUGUGUUGGGACCCUAUAUGUACUGUUGAUGAAGUUAAGUGCUGUUCUGAGCAUCAUUAGUGGCUAUGGAGGGGCGUUUUGGUUGAGGUUUGUUUAUGGCUCCUCAAAUCGCUGUGUGCUGCUAUCGUGCAGACGUUACUAAAGUUGGUAUAACUAGAGAAGCAAGCAGUCGGCAACAUUCAUCUUUCGACAGGGUGUCUAACUGGGUGUUACGGUGUGUUUGAUCCUAAAUUAUGGAAUAUCACCUUAAGUUUUGAAGAUGGUGAUAUUCUGUUUCUGCAUCUUUAACACAGUUUAGUUAAAAUCUCUGUGAUGUGACAGGGUUUUGCAGUGAAACUGUGAUUGAGAAUGAUUAACAGCAUUAGUAACCUUCCUUAUGAAUGCCUGAACAGACUAGUUAAUGUUCGCCUAAGCUACUAAGUAAUGUUUUCCAGUGACUGUUCAAAGUGACUUCCCCCUGUUUGUGUCAUCACCUUUCCUCUCUUGCUAAAGUCUGUUGUCACAUCGCUCUAACACAUUAUUGUGUAAUUUUCCACCGUGAUAACUUCAAAUAAUAUUUCACACUCUCAGUCUUUUUUAAUUUAUUUUUUUGGAGUAAUGCUAAGGUGGAGAAAUGCCAGUGACCCCUUUCAAACCAUUUAUCAUAUCGGCAUAGGUUAGCUGGCACAGAAGAUGGAAACUCUGCCGCAGUCUGAUUCCAGUUGCAUUGAUUUUGAGCACAGCAAAUUGCUUAUGAAAAACAUACAGCGUGGGUGGUGUGCAGAGCCAGGGAUAUGUUGUAGCUCUUAAAGAACGGCAGUCAGAAUGUUAAGAUAGCAUCAGCUGUCAAGGUGACUCUGGCACUCUGCGUGUGUUGCCUGCUGGUUCCCAAAAAUAGCUGAUUUUUAUGCCCUACCCCUCCCUCCCUUUUUCUUUCACACUUCUGUCUCCUGCUCUUGUCUUCCUUUUCUUAUCUGCUGCCUCUUUAUUUUCCUCCUCCAGUUUUUCUACUUUCCUAGCCCUCUCUUGCAACUUUACCCCUUUAAUUCUGCUUUCCUACCUUUUUCUCUCUCAUACUCCUCCUUUUCAAUCAUCUCAUUUUCUCCCCCGUCUGCAGCUGCGUUCCUUUUCACCCUGCACUUUCUCAAUUCUGUAAUAUCCUCUUUACUUUCAUCAGCUCACCAUCUGUCUUCUUUCCCCUGACUUUCCUCCUCGCCCGUCUUUUUCUCCAUCACUCCUUCUCCCUCGAUUUCCCGCUGAGAGCCGUCAUUCCCUCACUUUCCCUCCAGCAUUUCCUGUUUCCUCUUCCUUGAUUUUCUCUUUCCUCUGACUCACAACCUGUCUGUCUCUUUUCCAUCCAGCAGCAGGAUGUCUGAAUUCAGUGAGGAGCCGCGCUUCACUAUCGAGCAGAUAGAUCUGCUGCAGCGGCUGCGUCGCACUGGUAUGACCAAGCAGGAGAUCCUGCACGCACUUGACACCCUGGAGCGGCUGGACCGUGAGCAUGGUGACAAGUUUGGCCGCCGCACCUCCUCUUCCUCAUCCUCCUCAUCCUCCUAUGGAGUUGGGGGGGCAAACAACAACAACAACAACUCUGCCUCUAACUCUACAUCGUUCAACAAUAACAACACUGCCUCGGCAACUACCACCUCUUCCAUAUCAUGCAACGGCAACAGCGGUGAGGGCAACACUGGUGAUAACUCUGCGGCUGCUGCCUCUUCCACGACCUCCAAAAUCUCCACAGCCACACAGACACAGUUUGGCAGCAGUGGAGGGGGACUCUCACCCUCUCCUAGCAACAGCUAUGACACUUCUCCUCCUCCAGGGCCGCCCCCGCCUUCUGCCAUCCUGCCCUCACCUGUCUCGCUGGUGGCUCUUUCACAAAACGGCCGGGAUAGUCUGGCUGCCACACCCAACGGGAAGCUGUCACCUCCAAGGUACCCGGUCAACAGCGCAGCCGCAGCACGGGCGUUUGGGUUUGAGGCUGCAGAAGAGGACCUGGACAUCGAUGAUAAGGUGGAGGAGCUAAUGAGGUGAGUAGGAAAGUGGGAAACUUAGAUUUGUAAUUGUUGAGUUUGGUGCUUGUGAAGCUCUCUCUUUAUAAUUUGAGAUUCAGGGUCUUAUUAUAGAGGUGCUGUUGCUGGUCGAAAAGUUCAGGACUUCUGCUCGAAAUAAACACAGAGCCUGAGUCCUGAACCAAACCCUGGGGUCAAGUGUACUCAGAUCUGGGCCCUGUUCCCUUACGUGAAACACCUUGAAAUAGCGCCGACUGCAAACUGCACUGAAGCUCCGUUGUACGGCGAGAACUGCAGCUGGAACAAACUUAUUUUUAAAAACCUCAGGUUCGGGGUUUCACUUUAAGAAACAGCGAUUGAGAAAACGUCCCGACUGAGGAGUCACUCAGUGCUGAAACGGACUUCUUUUCUUGUCCGCGUAUACAUGCAACUAAGAAAAUUGAAUUAUUGACGUGAACGUGUCCUCCUGCCCAAAACUAGAGGACAAUAUGGGUCUUUUCAGCUGCGCUGUUUCCAGAUCUUUUUUACAGACGUCUCCAUUCCUCCUUUUGCGACCGUUCGUAUACUUUAGAAUGUCAAUUCUGAAUGACAUUAAAUGUCGAGGGAAAGCAUAUUGCCACUCUCCUCGUUGUUCCAAAAGUGGACAAACUCAGAUUAUAGCCGAACUAAGGUGUUUACAUGCACUUCAGUUGUCCAGUCUUAAUUGGAAUACGGCAAUAAUUCGUUUUUCUCGAGUGUCAUGUAAACGUACUGACUGACGUUCUUGAGUUUUGAUCAAAUAAUCACAUGGAGGACUUUGCCGAAUGAAGUAUGAAUUCAGGAUCUGGUCUGUGGUUUUUGAUUGAAACUGUUUCCCCUUAUCAACAGACACUCUAGACCACAAACAGCUCCACAAACAACAACAUCAGGUUUAAAAUGGUUCGCUUGCCGUUACUUAAACAGCUCCAGUGUUUAUAAUCUAUUUGCCUUUCAGUAGCCACCUUUUCCCUACUUCAAAGCACUUUACACAUUAGCCCUCCAUCCCGCCGCCGCUGCCUUCCAGCCUCCCUGUAUGAUCAGUCAGAACCAGAAUAGACAUAAAGAGCAAAGGCUCUAUCCUCGUGCUGCACUGGCUUUUUCGUUUCUCCUCCACGCUGCCUUUGCAUUAAAUUACAUGUCCUCUUCAGACAGCCUAAGAAGUUAAGAAGCGUUGAAAAGCCUGCGUCCUCUCUGUCUCUCUCUUGGGCUGUAGGACUCUCCGGCAUCUCUCUUGGCAGAGCUGCGGGGGCGUGACACAAGGUUUCUGCUUGUCGACAAUUCCACGGUGCCCUUCAGAUUUUUCUGUCUUUUAAGUGCACAUUUCCGUCUCUGCAGGGGUUUGGCCUUUGAGCUGGCAUCCAGCACAUCCGAAUCCCCCCCUCCUCCCUCCCUCCUGCACUCCUCUCGGUCUUGUACAGCAGCUUGUGCUACAUUGAUUCACUUGUGCCGAUAAAAGCAGUGUUUUUGAGCUCUAAUUUUAGCCGCACCACAAGAGGCUGGUGUGGAGGAUAUCGAUGCUGUAUGUGUCAAGACUCAUGUCAGGUUUUUUUUUUUACCCCCUGAAAUAUGCCCACACUCAGGACUUUGAUGAGAGGAUGUUGUAAAUACACAUGUAGUUUAAGCACCGGUGCUGCUGACAGGUGCUGACAGUACGGACUACGUACAUGUUUGGGUAAAUGGAUUUAUCAGUUGACAUAUUUGACAGGCAUUCACAGUCUGUACAGAGAUAAGGAAUUAAGCAAAAACCCUGAGUGUGUGUGUGUGUGCACAGCACUGGGUAGUAUGUAUGUAACGUUUGGGCUGGAAGCCAGAAAGCAGGGUGGGUACAUUGUGUGACUGCACAUGUUCACUCAGCACUCGCCAUUCCUGCGAGCCUCUGAGUGUGUGUUUCAUUUUUUCUCUGCCGAGGACGAAAACAGAAACAUUCUCUGCAGAUGGAAAAAUAUGGAUGAAUUGAUUGCGGCGCGAUCCAUUGAAAUUCACACAGUCGUUGCUCGUUUUUCAGUGAAAUCCAACACUGAGAGAGGAACAGAACGCAGAUAAAAAUGCCCUACGAAAAGAGGAGCUUUGGAUAUGAGCACUUUUCCCGUAGAAGAUCAAAUCAAGAAGAACUGACAAUAGAAGAAGUUACUGCAAAAUAUAUCUGGAGGAUAUUUGACAUAAAGCAGUCUAUACAGCAGCUUUUUAACUGUUUCAUGUCUAUAUAAAUUAGGGCUGGGCGAUAAACCGAAAAUUUACCAAUAUCGAAAGCAAUUGCAAUAAAUCAAACGGCUUAGAAAGGAAAAAGGUGAAGAGAGGAGUGUGUUGAUUAUUUAGCAGUGAGCGAGAUGUAGUGUCAAGACGCCAAGUCAUACUAGAGGUCCAUAAGACAUGGAUAGACAUGGACUAUUUGUCUAAAGGGAUGAAUGUAGGGCUGGGCGAUUAACUGAAAAUUUACUGAUGAAGAAAUUUACGACAAUAACAGAUGUCAUUGUGCCCAUAUCGGUAUAUUCGGUGACAAAAAAAGUUGGUUUUGGAUGUGUGUAGGUAGGCUAUGGUCUCAUGUCCCUUUAAGACGCUGUCCUACGUCAGAGGCGUGACUCCACCCCAUCCAGUCUGUAACAAAGAGGGAAAGACAGGUGAGGAGAUGGAGGAUGGUUCAAAAGUUUUCGCGGCUGAAGUAGACGAAGUUAAUGUGGGAGGGGGUGAGCAGCUUGUGGAGUAGUUAUCGUCCAUUAUCGGACAUAUCACCCAGCCCUAAUUUAUAUAGUUGAUUAAGUUAGAAUAAAACCAGAGAUUCUGGGUUUAAAGUAGUUUCCCCAAAACAUCAACUUUAAUGCUUUUUUCUUUUGAUAUUGCUCUGGCAAAAAGGUGAAUUAUUGAGUUGUCUUUGCCGAAGGCAGGGUUCCUACGCAAGUACGGAAAAGUAUGGAAUAAAUUUGAUCAAUUUCCAGGUCUUAAAAAGUAUGGAAAACUAUUUAUGUUUCCACACUAUUACCACAGUUAUAAAAUAAUGUUUUCCAAAAUAGAAAAGUAGGUAUUCCCAAGUAUUUCUAAAAAGUAGGGUAUUGAAAAGCAUGGAAAUUCCAACUGUGUUAGGAACCCUGCGAAGGAUCGAACAGCUAUUGAAGAACCACAAAUUUAGUCCAUGUCCGAGUGCGCUUGCAUUUAGAAAACCAGGUUUAUAUUCAGAGUUUUUACCUCCCACGUUGAGUGACAGCCAGCUGUGUUUUGACUUGUUUGUGCAGGAGAGACAGCAGCAUGGUCAAAGAGGAGAUCAAAGCCUUCCUGGGAAACAGGAGGAUCUCUCAGGCGGUGGUGGCACAGGUUACAGGUACGUAGCAUCACUAGCACACUGUUGGAAAACAGAAGUAGAAGUAAUUGUGAGAUUUAAAGAAAAUUCUAUCAGAUUUUUGUGUCAUUUAAAACAUUCACGAUGCUAUCUAAAUAAAUCUUAAAAAGGGAAGAGAUGAGAAAUGUGCUGAAGAGAGAGAAAACACUCUCCUCCUCUCGUUACCCUUCUGUCUGUCUCCAGUUUUCCCAAAGCUUGUCAACAGAUGGUACCCAAACCUGACGCUAGAAAACACUCUGUUUGUUAUAGUUUGAUCAUGUCUGGCUGCUUUCUAGGCAUCAGCCAGAGCCGGAUCUCCCAUUGGCUGCUGCAGCAUGGCUCAGACCUCAGUGAACAGAAGAAGAGAGCCUUCUACCGCUGGUACACGCUGGAGAAAACAACACCAGGUACAUCACGGUCCUUCCACCCCUCCUUGACCCUUCGUGUUCAGUUUCAGAUGGGUCAGUGGUAGGGUCUGCUGUCAUUUGGACUCUUACUCUUGUUCUAUACUGAAUCCAUACCCAGAGUUAGGAGGUCAGGGGUUUGAUUUCUGCUGUCGACAAGCUGAAGUCAGACACUCGACACUUGUACCCUGUGGUGUGUGACUGGAAUUAGUUAAAAACUGAUGAGCUCUAUACAUAGCAGCCUGUUCCACCACCAGUGUGUGAAUGUGAUGUGAAUGGGUGAAUAUGACAUGUGAUGUAAAAGUGCUGUAAGUGGUUAGAAGACCAGAGAAAGCUCCAUAUAAACACAGUCUAUUUACCAUAUACCACUAAUGGAAACACAAAUAACUGCAUUCUGUGCCGUUCAGAAGAGUCCGCCUGGUGGAAAGUCCCACGUCUCCGGUCUACAGCUAUUUCUGCAUUUUUAUAUGUCAGUCCUGCACGAACUUCUGCUCUAUUAUUCAGCUUCAAGGACAGUCGCAUCAUCAAGAAAACGUUUCUGUUGUACGACACGAACUUACAGGCUAACAACAGAAACGACAAGCCUCACGCCGGCCUGGGAUAUGUAAACCUGUGUGUGUGUGAGCUAAAUCAACCUAUAGCGAGGCAGCAGACAUCCCACGCCUCGUCCUCUGCGGCAUGUUCCUCAGUGGAGCCCUGCCAACAGCGACAGCAGUGGAAAGUGCUCUAUGCUAUUUAUGGCCAGACUGAGCCCAGCUUGGCUCAGCUCAGCCCAACCCUGCACACACACACACACAAUCACACACACAUCCCUCAGUCACUGCUGCAUAGAAAACUGAUGCCCUAAUCAUGCUGUUCUGAUAACCUCAACUGUUACUGUCGGUGUUCGCUGAAAUAAUGACACCCGACUGCAUGAGUGGGGUUUUACUGGUAGAGCUGGUGUCAGGGUUCAUUCCCAAAGUCCACAUGCUAAAGUGUCCUCCAGCAAGACUAAGGAUGGGAACUGUUAAGAAUGUAGUGAUUCCACUUCCAUCAUUGAUACUGCUUAUCAAUACGAUUCCUUAUCGAUUCUCAUUGAAUUAGAAAUAAGAUAAUACAAAUGGACUUGUUUGCAUUCACUCUUUAAUAUUGUCACAUUUGCAUAUCCAUGCACUAAUAAUUUAUGUGACCUACCCUUUGACCACAAAUCUGGCAACAGCUCGGUGACAUUUGUUUAUCUUCGCCUCGGUCAUUUUAUUCUUCCCCGCCUUGAUGAAGGGAGCUACCAAAGGUGUGCGAGAGCAUGACUCUGGCAGUCAUCGUCGCCUAAAUGUAAUUUAAGGAGAUGGAGAGUAUUUAUAUAGUGAAAGAGGGUUAACAUGGCACUGACACCUACACAACAGACAGGACCUGGAGGAGUUAGACGUUACCUUGAUGAUGCUGAGAUGUUAGCUCCGCUCUUGCUUUUGCUUCUACCAGUCUUGCCUUUGUAGCAUAUCAUACACGUUAUACUUCUGCAAAUUCCGCACACGGAAGUAUUCCCCCCCGUCAACGAAAUUAAGGCUUUGGAAGUGUUGCAGGUAGCCCCGGUAUCAUCUUUUCGCCUGAAAUACAGCCAAACUCUGGAGUGCUUUUGCCUCCACGCCACACUGGAAAGUUCUGAACCAAAACACUUCUCGUGUACUACGUCAUUAUGCAUCGAGACGGAAGAGGAACCAAUAAGCAGAGUCGUUGAGGAGGCAGAAAAACAGUUCUUAGGAUCGAAUCACUGGGAACCAGUUUGUUAUUAAUUCUCAUCCCUAAGCAAGACACUUAACCCCAAACUGACUCCAGUGGCUGUGCCAUUGGUGUAAGAGGGAUUAGUUAAAACCUGCGGGCUGUUUACAUAGAAGCCUCUGGCAUCUGUGUAUAGAUAUGGUGUGAUUGGGUGAAUGUCAAAGUACUUUGAGACGAGACACCGUCUAUUUACCGUCUAUACAACAAUUGAAACGAAGCAAACUCACAGGGUAAGCUUGCAGUCGGUGAUACUGGUGUUGUUCUCUCAGUCAGCCGGCUCCAUUGUCUCCAGUGUUCCCAGAAAAAGUUUGCAGCAGGUGGGCUGGCUGCCUUUAAUGAUUCUGGGGCUCCUCCCAUUUAGGGAACCUGGAGGUAGGAGGGAUUUUCCGCACCGUCUAAUCUUGCAAUUUUGAGAGCGAAUGCAUCCUGAUUUCUGCAGAGGAGGAGGAGUCUUUGUCAGCAUUAUUUAGUUGAGUUUAUAAUCAGACUGUAAUGGGAAAUUUGCAUUUGUUCUCCCCAGGUGCCACCCUCAACAUGCGUCCUGCUCCGUUACCUAUGGAGGAGAUGGAAUGGCGGCAAACACCACCGCCCCUGACAACCGCCACUGGAACCUUCCGUCUGCGUCGAGGAAGCCGCUUCACUUGGAGGAAAGAGUGCCUGGCUGUGAUGGAGAGGUGAGUGUUGGAAGGAGAGGCGGAAAAUCAUUAAAUCACAGCUGAUGAAAAACUUUUCUGUUAUUUCCAAGUGGAGUUGAACCUCCAAAGAAAAGGGCUGGACGACGACAAGCAGUUCAGUCACAAUAUUGUCUUGACGAUGACUCUGGAAACAUGAGAAGAAAGCAGCUAUGGUUUAUUGACAUCGCCUUUGUGUAUUAAAUUAAUUUAAUCACUCUGACUCUCCUGCUAUUUAUAGCUACUUCAAUGACAACCAGUACCCAGAUGAGGCCAAAAGGGAGGAGAUAGCAAACGCCUGCAAUGCUGUCAUUCAGAAACCAGGUAAGGCACUCACACGAGAAAUCUGCGUCUCUGUUGGAGUUGUUUUGUGAGCAGGUUUAGAAAAAGAUUUCAGGCCUUACAUCUGUUGCCCAAUCCGCCUCUCACUCUUAAACGGAUAAAUCUGAAAGUGAAACAAAGAGUAAAGAUGUUGUCGUGUUUUUCUCUCAGGAAAGAAGCUGUCGGAUCUGGAGAGGGUAACCUCCCUGAAAGUUUACAACUGGUUUGCUAACCGUCGUAAGGAGAUCAAGAGACGGGCCAACAUUGGUAAUGUAGCUUGAGACUUUACACUGAUGAUCAUCACUGCACAGGAAAUGACAUUAUGUAUUGUAGGCAUGGCUUUUUAGGUUUUGCUUAAGAGGGAUUAUAACAACUAAUGCAAUGACCAUAUACUCAUCCAUUCUGGACAAUAAGACACAUUAAUGAUCCUCAUUUUAUGCUCUGAAUAACUCUCCAUUUUCCUAAAUUUCUCAGCUGCUUGUUCUUUAUGUUUUAACCAUUUAUUAUUUACUUUUUACAGAUAAAUUUAAGUCUCAUUUCAACAUACUCGAGUCCAUUACUUAGCUAUUUGGUGAUUUCAGCCUCUCAUUUAAUAAUAACACUGUAAUUCUCCGUGCUCUCUUAAUUAUAAAUACAGUUUUUGGUGGCUGAUAAAUGUUGACACACACUCAGGAAGUGUAGCAGUAGAGUCUAGUUCACCUGCUCAACUGCUAUUCAAAUUUAGUUCAUGGUUACCUUUCAGGACCGUUAACACAAAGUUAAACACUGUGAUGCGAGCUCAACAUACCCGGACUAACUCAGAGUAGCUGCCCAGAUAAAGUCCAAAGCUCCAGGUGGAGGUAUCACGCAGCACAAAGCUGGUUAUCUAUUUCCUCUGUUACCUCAGGCGCUCUGCUCCGGUCUCUGAGCGUGCUCACAUGAAAACGGGGCGUUAAUCAUGUCAUUUGACUCGUCUUUCAAACAAAGAAUAAUCACCGACUGUCUGUUUUUGUCAGACUGUCAUAAUGAGAGUCGAUGAGUCAUUGCAGUAAAAAGUAAGCGCCGCUGCGGUUAAGUUAAGGAAAGGGAAAGUACUCUGCUAUUCAUAGAAGAAUGUAUUGAUUUUAUCACAACACACGCUGAGAGCCACCAACUUGAACAGUGAUACACAUAAUUUCUGCAACGUACGGGCCGGUGUUAUAUCAGAAAAUAGUGCCUUUUAUUGUUCUUUUGUUUCACUGAAAUUCAAAGACUGAAUUUUGAGAGAAGAGGGAGACUGAAGAAAGGAGGGAGGCUUGUGCUCACAACCGAGGGCAUUAAAUAGGAAUUAAAUUAAAUACAUGCAGCCUCCUCCUGUGAUGCAAAACAUACACUGUUUUUCUCUGACUGCACGGCUUUAUUCUCUGGUAUUAAAAUCCUCACGGUUUACUACAUCAGCUAGUGUGCAGGGGACAUCUUAAUGACGGGAUGGUACUCUAGAGCUGAUUUAAAGCUGCAGUUAGUUACCAUGGUGAUCAAGUCAGGUUUAAAACUUACUUAAGGCUCAACAGACCCGACUUACCCUCAACUGCAUCAAUAGAUCUCUCAUUUUUACAGAGAAUGAUAUCAGACAGGUGUUUUCAAAAUGCUCAUCUUCUUGUUAAGUGUCCCUGAACUCUCUACAUUUAGAUUACCAAAAAAAACAACUAAUGAUUAUAAGUAAUUCACUGUAAAUCUAAUAAUUCAUCCUCUUCCUCCAAGAAGCCACAAUCCUGGAGAGUCAUGGAAUAGAUGUCCAGAGUCCAGGGGGGCACUCGAACAGCGAUGACAUCGAUGGGAAUGACUUCUCAGAGCAGGUAGAGAGCGAUAAAAGAUCCCCAAAGACACUUAAAAAAAACUCACGUCUGAUUUAAGAGAAAGGUCACAUCACUUUGUGUCACAGCGUCAUGAUUAAUUUUGUCUUAUACUGACUCUGUUCUUUUAAUUUUUUUUAUAAUUUAUUCAUAAUAUCUUUAUCUUUGUUUUGGUUGAUUAGCCUCACAUCCAUUCUUUGAAAUGCAUGCGAUGGAUGAAAGCAGAUUUCAUGUCUUCUCUUUGAGUUGAACGAUUUAUUUUCAGACUAACAAUAGUUUUCAUACCUUUGGCUGAAGUCGCAGAGUAAUGAAAUCAGGAGUUUGGGUUUGUUUGCAUUUUCAGUUUUGCUAAAUAUAGAAACAGCUUAAUUUGAAUUGAAUGAUUGUGGCUGUGGAAAAUAAAAGUAGAUCAUGAAACUUACAGAAGGACAGGUGUGAAAGAAGGAAAGUUUGACUAAUUUAACCCUUAGUGAUGUUUUUGAUUUCAUUGAAACGUCUUAUUCUAUUUCUUGUAGGCAUGUGACCUGCCAUAUUUUGACAAGAGACCUCUCAGCAGACCUUUCAGCCUCUACCGGCUGGAACCCACCUCACCAACACAGGUGAGUCCACGCAGAGAAGCUCAGGUUUAUAUAAAAACACAGUUUAGUCGCCUUUACACGAGGUCCCAAAAGCUGCAGCUACAGCCAAGAUAUCAGCCAAAAACAAAUAUCGGGUUAUAUCGGCCUGCAUCUAAAAACUCCAUUAUCAGCACUCCGAUACAAGCAGUCCAUUCCGGACUCCACCCCGGCACCUCUAGCUAGCAGGGUCUGGAUCCAGCAUGCAGAGCCCAUGUGAUCACAACAACAGUGUGUACUAAGGUACUAACAAAGUAGCAAGGAGUAGGAGUGAUGUCGGCUGUGUAGCAGUAUUUUUCUGUAAAGUCCAAAAAAGACAUUGCAGCUGAGUGCUAAACUUGUCAUGCACAAGUCUGUGCCAAUAUCAGAUCAAUAUCGGUAUCUGCCGAUACUGAAGGCUACAAUAUCGGUAUCGUAUUGGAAGUAAAAAACUUGUAUUGGGACACCCCUACUCAAAACUGAAAUUCACCCCAAAUAACGGCCACUGCUGUCCAUUCACAAAACCCAAACUCACAUUUGUUUCUCCUCUCCUUCUCUGGUCAGGAUGACAGUGCCGCACAUAGUGAGCACCAAGACCCCAUCUCUUUGGCCGUGGAGAUGGCCGCAGUCAACCACACCAUCCUGGCCCUGUCCAGAACCGGAGGGGCCCCCGGCGACAUCAAGACGGAGUCCCUGGAGGACGAAUGAACCGCGCAGGAACAGAAACGGAGGUGGGGGACGAGAGAAAUGCCGAGUCGAGAGCAGAAAGGGAAAAGGAGGUGUGGAAAAGGUGGGAAACAUCAAAAAAGACCAAAUAAUGCUACUUAGUAAACCCUCUGAAUUGAUCCUUCACUAAUGGGCCUAUCUCUCUCGGCCUCAAUCUUCCUCAAAAUGCGUGUAAACAGUUCCACCUCCCUUCCCCCACCUAACCCCUACUGAAUAUGUUGACACAGCCGGCAAAAAUGGGUCAUACAUGUCGUCUGAUCUCUGAGAAAAUAUUUCACGGAAAGAAGAAGAAGAACGGUGGCAAUCCAGGCCUUUAAUGCCCAAAAGGGUGGUCCUCAAGAUGGAUUGUGUCCCCAAGGAACUCCCCUCUCUCUCUUUCCACUGUAUACACUCUCUUUUCACAGGAUACCUCUUCUCUUUCCUCUCCCCUCUCCCACUCCCCCUCUCCCCUCCCCUCUUUAGCCUGGUUGUCUGAGCCAAUCCUCAGUCUAUUAAACCUCAGAAUCAACCUCAGAAAAAAAUAACAUGUAUAUAGAAUAUAUAUAUAUGGUUCUUAUGGUUCUCAGUCACACUCAGCUCAUAGUGCGCUACCUACCUACCUACCUACCUGCCAACCUACAUACUCCAGAGAAGUCACCCUCUCCAUUGUGCAAUUUUUGAACUGAAGCAGCCACCCGCUGAUGUUCAGGUGGACUGUGAGGGUCUCCUUCUCCUUCUUCUGCACAGAGGUGGUUGGACAGGAUCUCUGCAAACUGAACAGUCCAGCUACUGUCCUGCUGUUGAAUGAAAACCAGCCAACAAGAAAGAAACAGCCUUAAUUUCAUACAUACUAGUUCACCUUUACUUUCCACAGUAUCCGUACAGCAGGUAUCAAGAAGACACUUUAUAAACGCUCACUUUUUUCAAUCCCAGACGUAAAAGCACGGUUUCUAUUCAACAGCAACGCUGGUGUCUGUUCGGUCGCCUUUCCCUCUGUACAACUAUGAGCCAUUUAGGCUGAAUACAAUCAUUUUGCCUUGAUAUUUAGCCUCCCGGUGACGCCAUCGUCCAGUUCUCAAGGCUAUGACAGUAAAUUUAGGGUCAAUGUGAUAAUCAAGUAAACCUAAGCUAUGUGGUAAGGGGAAUCGUGUUGUUUUAUUAAAUGCCAAAGGAAAAGACGCUUAGAGCAAAAAGUGAAGAGGCUUGUCUAAAAAAAAAAAACUGUCUGCAAUCAUCCAAAGUGAUUUCUACUGACUGCUUUGGUGUCUGUAGAUGAUUGAUCACGCUAAGAGGAGCCUCGUGUGGAUUUGACACUACAGCAGGCCUGUAUGGGUAAAAGUAGGUAUUAUUAGUAGUCCGACAUUUAAUGAUAAAAUACCCCUAAGCUAUUCAGUAUUUGUUCUGUGAUGCUGCCUCUCUGUAAUAGCUUCAAGAAUGUGCUUUCAGAAGUUUUGUCUUCCUGUGGUAUCGAGUGAGUUUAACUUCACCCCCGGGAGUCGAUGAACUUCGAUGGCAGUUUUUAUUUUUAUUCUAUCAAAUAGCCUCAAAGGUAAAAGCACCACUUUAAGAGGAGGUCAGAGUCAUUUCCGGUGGUAAUAUUGGGAGAUUUCUUAGUCCUGGGUGUAGCUCCUCCCAAACCAUCUCUGACUCAGUAUCAUAAUGUCAUAAACGGAGGGCAGAGUGUGGUGCCUGUUAAGGUAGGGGUACUUUUUUUAUGGCCUUUGAAUGAUAUCUUCAAAUUCGGUCACAGAGCCGACCUGCUCGGUUAACAGCUCUGUGGAUGAGACGGUAAAUGUCACACUAGAGCGAGAGCCAGGAGACUUUUCGCUUUGCAGGAAGACAGUAAGGUGGUCUGACUCGACUCAUAGAUAUGUGGGAAGCACAUAAACAAACAUUUUUGCUCUUUUUAUUGAAAUCAUACCAAAAGUACUAUUGAAUUUCCCUUAUAAAGUUCUUCUUACCUUAAAAGAAGGUAGUUUAUUUAGUUAAAUGUAAAGAGCUCAAAUAUUUGAGGAGGUAAAAUGACUUCAUGCGCUUCUAAAAAAGACAAUUUCACCCUUAGACAGAGCGAGUCUAUCUGUUUGUUUUCUAUCUUCACUCUACACUAAUAUGACUGUUUUCUGACUUUGACUUAAAGGGAUAUUUCGGCGUAAAAUUAAAUAAGGGUCAAAUACAGGACGAGUUAGACACCCCGUCGAGAGAUGAAUGUCUUAAUUGUUUAAUAACGAAAACAAAGACGUCCAAAUCUGACUUUUCCCAGAAGAAUCCAAACUGGUCUAAAAGUACCCCUACCAGGGUUUGCGAAAUAGUCCACAAAGCAGGAUUCAAAAUUUCAAUUGGUCCCGUUUGGACUUCUACCGUGAACCUGCUAGUGGACUAGCUCCCUGCCCCGGACUUUGGUCUUGUAAAGCUUUUUUUGUUUGUUUUUUUAACCUUUUUGCUUCAGUGUUUGAAGCUCUGAAUGCGGUGAGUCAGUACUGGGACCUGUGUUUUUAAAAGAAAGGGUUGAAAGAUAAUACCAAUAUGUAUUUAUACUCAUUUUUUUAUGGUAAUGUAAAAAAAAAAUACAGCUUAUGUUUUGAAAUGAAACUUGCUUUUAUUGUUAAAUUAAUAAUGCUUUAAAAUUUUUACUCGUUUUUUUCCUCAGUAUCAUUUAAACUGCAUUUUACUUCUGUGCCAUCCCUCAUGCGGCUGGACGACAGCCACCCCCUAUCCCCCUCUCUCACUCUCUCUCUCUCUCUCUCUGUGUUGGAGGUCGUAAGCUAAUUUGUGAAAAAUAAAUUAUGCACCUUAUUUGAAAUCACUGUUGACUAAGCUAAAAACGAAACCCUCCCUCUCCUGAGCAUAUCCAAAUCAGACGAACAGCUGAAAAACAAAUCAAAAAUAAAGUCAGACUUUAUCGAGUAUUCGCAGUCCUCUCUUUAGAAUAACGCCACACCAAACUCCACUUCGGUCUGGACCUUCUCUCGUACUAAAACACGCCUUAGACUUAGUCAUUGGUGACAAAGGCAACGACUUUACUCCUACUUGGAUCAUGUUUGUGUGAAGACAUGUUCAGUCUAAUCUUGUGCUCUAAUAAAAUGUGCCUGGAGUCGGAAACUGUACGAUUUAACCACACUGUAUGAUGACCACUGAGCAAAAAUAAUGAAGUGAGCUGAUUUUAAGGCGAAAUAUUUAAAUAUAAAUAGAAACUGUUAACUUAAAGGUGGAGUAGUCAGGAUCUGGAGAAGUGCCAGUUUUUGGGAGAAAUCUUGAAUGUAAACUCGACCCCUCUAAACCAGUUUUUCCCUCAGCAAAAAGACGAGAAAAGAAGUAAGUUAAAAGGUUAUUGUUUAAUUUCACUUAGUCAACUGUACAAUGUGUCAUUUGGUUAGGUGCCGGUGUAGUGUUAGCUUCAGUUCAACUCCACAUUGACUGGCGCAACAUGGUCUAACCAAAUGACACAUUAAAAAGUUUACAAAGCAAAAUUUAACAAUAACUUUUCCGCUUACUUCUUUGCUCGUCAUCACGCCAUCGUCUUCUGUGCCUAGAUCGUAAAACACUGAUGCAUCAUUAUUAUUGGUCCCUGGCAGCUCACUUUGGUUGAGGCUUUUUUUAUUUGCAUCCUUUUAUUUUCGCAGUAAGUUACUUUUUUUUCUAUCGCCACCUUUUUUUUUUGCGUCAUUAACUUCCGUUGUGGCUUUUUAAAAUCUGCACUGUUUCUUUUUCUAUUUGCAGCGGGCUUUGGUUUCUUUUUUUUGCAUCAGUAACUUCCCCUGUGAAUUUUUUUAAUUAUUUUUUAUUCUAAUUUUUUUGCCUUUUUUACAUUUUUCUUUUUUUUUUUUGUUUGAAGCAGUGGCGAUCUUUGGCCACCAUAUAAAAACUAAAGAUACUUACAAAUGGAGCCCAGUCAAGGUGAAAGUAAAAAGCAUUGGUGCUACUGUAGAUGUCAACAGACUACCAGCAAACACAAUGUUUGCAGGACUUCUACAACUAGGAUAAAGUGACAUAGUCCAGGACCCGAGGUCAACAGUUUAGUGGCGCUACAACAGGCUACAGCAGGUCCGUUUGACAAGAAACACUUCUGUUACAGACACUUGUCUUACUUUGUUAAAGCGGUUUACCUGUCCAGCAGAAAGGUUACAGGGUCGGUACGAUCCCGAAGCGUUCCCCAUUGUUUAUGCUAGCUUCAUUGACGUCGACGUUGACCCGGUUUUUUAGCUCUUGUCCGGUCUUCCUCCGUUUUAAGCGCCCGUUAUUCCUCCAGAGUCUCCGGUAUUUAAUUCGUUUCCUUGCUUGUGUUGGCAGUCAUGGCCAAAGGAGGAUUCAGCCAAUUGUCCGUACUGUCUGGUUGGUUUCUACCGUCCGAUAUUUUAGCGCGCUAACUUUGUUCGGGCUCGCGCACAGUGCUCGAGGACGCGAAGCUUGCCUGACAACACGAGGGAGCAACGUCUGCCUCACAACCAAUCAGCAUUAAGGAGCAGCGUCUGCCUCACAACCAAUCAGGUCGCGGAGGUGGAGAACGGCUUUGUUUAAAUUCAAAAUGAGCGGACCGUUAAAUUAAAAAAAAAAGUUGACUAAAUAGGCAUAAGAACGACGGAGUAUUAGGGCCACAUUAAGAAAAAAGAAAUUUAAGACUUUGUAAUGACUUACGAGAAUAAAGCAGUAAUGAAAUGAUUACUAAUGAGAAUAAAGUCGUAAUAAAAUCAUUUCUUACAAGAAUAAAGUUGUAGCUAAUAGCUAUUCUAAGUAAUGAUUUUAUUACAACUUUAUCAACGUAAAUAAUGAUUUUAUUAUGACUUAAUUCUCGUAAGUAAUGAUUUUGCUACGAUUUUAUUCUUGUUAGUAAUGGCUUUGAUCUCGAAGUCUUAUUUUCUUAAUGGGGCCCCAAUAACAGAACACUGCGAUAUCAUGAUAUUCCCAAAUAUCAUCAGUAACUUAUAGCUAUUGACUGAUAUUAAAAGCCUUUUUGGUAUAUACAACACAAAAAAAAGAUGCUUCUUUAACAGACUUCUGCCUACCCCACCUUCAAGGCUAAAUAUUUAAAUAUGAAUAUAAAGGUUCACUUCUCGAGGGGCUCUCCUUUUUAAGAGUUUUUGAAUGUCGGCAGAAUAAUAAUAAUAAUAAUGAUAAUAAUAAAGAGGUAUAAACUGUUGGAGUUUGGUGUGUCGUCCUCUCAUCUAAUAAAUAUGGUAUGUUUACACAUUAUGUAUGGAAAGGAAAGCCCAGAAAUAAUGCGUUUAGAGAUUAUUUUCCUCUCUAUGAGACACUUUUAAAGAAAUUGCCUUAUUGUUUCAAAGAUGCCAUGGCCCCAAUCCAUUGGAGAUGGACGGAGCUAUUUAAAGAAUGGAGCGACAGGUGCUCAAAGUGAGCACUCUGUGUGCCGUAAACAGAUUUAGAGACUUUCCCACCCGGUGUCAUUAAACUCACGUGGUAGUGUGUACUCUGAUUUGGCGUCAGGGUCACCAUAUCGACACGUCCUGUGUUCACAAAACUUCAUCCUGGUAAAUAAGAGGACUGAAUGCUGUUGUAUCAAUGUCAGAUCUAGUUAUGUUCACGAUUACUGUAUUGCCCAUUUCAGAAGUUAGUGCCUUUUUUGGACAGUAGACUGUUCUGUAAUUAAGAUGUAGUAUAUCUACUUUUUUUGUACAGUUUCUUUGUUCAUUUUUUUAUCUUGUGUUUAUUUUAGUUUGAUAUAUAUAAUGUACAAGAGAAUAAAGCUAUAUCAAUGAGACUCUCCAUGUUUGACCAAGUGUGUUUUUAUUUUCAUGGAAAUAAAUAAGCAUCCAAAGAGUAAAAAUGAUCAACUUGAAUGCACAGGUACAAAAUAUCUUCUUUAACAGGCAAAAAUGAAAACAAUCACACAGUCCCUUAAGAAUCCUCUCAUAACACACAGAUCGACAACCUCAACACGCUUGCAUAGAGACAAACCGUAAUCAAACUCAUCAGGGAAAGGUGUCCAAAGAAAGUCCACAUCCAGGAGCCAAAACCAGCUCCAGUGGGUACAUUCGAACCCCCGGGAGUACGGUCUUUGGUGGUCUAGUCUAUCAAGACGGCACUUUUGUUUUAAGGCACAGGGUUAGAAAAAAAUUACACAUUUACAGCAGAUUUAAUUCACAAAAGUCAAAAGGUUGAUCCAAACAUGCAGCAGCAGAACAUAUGAGUAACUUCACAGUGUCUGGUUAUUUAGUGAGUUAGGACAAACAGACUCUUUCCUUGGCGAGUGAAAUAUUUGCAGAUCAAAAGUGACCGUUUUCUAAAACUGCUUCACUUAAAAAUUUAAUAAAUUAUCUAAAAUAAUUCUGAUUUUCUGAUAAAACAUUCAAUAUUUAUGAUUUUCAAAACUUUCCUGAUCGAAUUCAGUAGGCGUUCACGUCUCUGAUAGAUGAUUCGCUGGUUCCUCCUCCUCAUUGAGAACAGUUUAUCAUUUGGCUCUCGAUCUUUCAUGUAAGUAGAUCCUGUAAUCCACAUACAAGUGAUGAGUAAAAGGUAAAAGCUCUACACGCCAACGCCAACCACCUCAAGUAUUCCAGGACUUGCGGUUGUCUCCUUUGCUGCGGCCGGGCGACGCCCCUCCACCUUCGCCUUUUGCAAGCGCGGUGAGGGCUGCUAGGUUAGGGCUGGAUCCAGAUAGGUUGGCACUGCGGCGCUUUUGCUGCUGCUGCUGGCGGCGCCGCUUGGUGCCGCCGCGGCUAACCCUGUCCGGCCUUACCAGCACGCCGUAACCAGGGUUACAGUGGAAGUAGUGCUUUCCCCCCACUGAGCCGUCAUUCUUUCCUGCAAGGAGACACAAAAUGAGAUUCACCUGUGAGGCUGUGAGACAGAACGGGUUUAAAGGACCAGGACGGACCGAUUCCACUGACCUGCAGGAACUUCCAGCUCCACCCCGACCCAGGUACCAUUUGCGAAAUCUGUGGGUCCUAUGUAGCGGAUGGUGCCGCUUUUAUUGGUCCCCACUGUCACAAACUCGCCCUCCUUCAUCCAGUCGGGUAGAACAGCCGCUGGAUCUCCUUCCUCGGAGUCCGAAAUGAUUUCCAGGUUUUCCAUCGGCACGGAAAGAGAAAGUUCUGCCCCGAGGCUGCUAGCCGGGUCACCCUUCAGAAUCUUAACCUCCUCAUCAUCCACAAUUUCCUGAAAUGACUUGAGAUCUGAGGAUUUGACUUUUUGGAUCUUGAAGGGAUUUGCCCCCGAGGGAUCAGGUUUUGAAGGCUUAUCAGUGGACAGAGGAGGAUCUGGGGCUGUGGGAGUCUCUGGAGACACACUGGCAGGUUCUUCGUGUGGAGCUUCUUCUGUGGUGGGUGAAGAACUCAGGGUGGAGGUAGGAUUUGGGUCUGAGUCCUCAGGAGUGGCUGUUUCUUCAAGAGGAGCUUCAGGAACAAGAUCUUCAGAUGGGGCAGGAGCUGGGACCAAGACUUCAGGGACAUCUGAGACCGAAACCUGUAUACUGUCAGAGGGUUUUUGGUCUUCUGGAGGUUCAGCGAUGGUUUCAGACUCUUCCUGGCUUUCAUAUGGGGAUGGCUGGGUUUCACAGGGUUCAGUUUUGUCUGUAGAAACUUGCUGGAGAUCUAUUUGAAGGGGUUCUGGUUCUGUUUGUGGGAGUUCUGGUUCUGUUUGUGGGGGCUCUGGCUCCACUUGUGGGGGUUCUGGUUCUGGUUCUAUUUCAGGGGUCUCAGGUUUGUCCUCCUGAAUUGAUGAGGAAUAAAGGUCAGUGUGGUCUGAGUCGUCUAAUCCUUCUGAUCCAGCGUGCUCGACCUCUGAGUCUUGCUGUUGUUGGGUCUGGACUGUUGGGACUACAUCAGGCUCACUUGACUCCUCCUUCUGGUCUGAAAGGGACUCGUUUGGGUCCUGCUGAGUCCACUUUGACUCUGUUAGGGAAUCAUGUGGUUUAGUCGUCAGUAAGUCAGUCCUCUCCUCAGCUUUCCGAUUAUCUGACGCCUGCUGGAAUUUGGUGUCCUCCUCGUGUUCGUCAGUCAUCAUGUCAAAGCUGGAUAACGGCGGCAGGUCCCAGCUCAGAGUGUAGACGUCUGACAGGGUCGCAGUGGAAAUACUUGUGGAGAUGUAACCGCUCGAUGAUUCGCUAACAGGGCUGGGGGUGGAUUCCUCCGCCUCUGGGAUGAUUGGCGGUGGAAGGGGGACGGAUCUGACAGGUCUGGGACUUUCUGGAUGAGAAUCAGGACUAAAGAUAUCCUCAAUAGGGACCUAAACGUGGAUCCAAAGCAACAAAAGGUUUUUGUUACUAAACAUUUCAGACGAGGGGUUUGCUUUUUUAAAUUAAUUCUGAUUCAAACAAGAAGAAACUAUGACUGGCGGUACUCAUGAAAAAGUAGGGUUUCUUUUUCUUGUAGGAACUCACAGGAUGUUGAUGUUUACUCAGCCCCUCUUCUACACUUGCUGACUGCACCAUGAUGCGAGGAAGACUCUGAAGGAGAAACCAAAUGGAUUUCAAAUAUUGACAUUUAUGCAAAAUAAUCCCAAAUCUAUCAAGCCGAAUUUAAGAUGUGUUUUUGAGUGAGUUUAUACUGUUUUCAGUCUUGUAUUAUCAAAACAUUUGACAGUAAUGCAGAUUUUUGAGAACUGUAAAUUUGACAGAUCAUGACUAUUAAUUACAAUAAUAAGCCUAUUAUUGUAAUUAAUAAUAAUAAUAACAAUGAAUUUUAUAAAAGAGCAUUUAAGAGGGAGAAACUGAUCAAACUUAUUUAAGUGAUCAGAAAGCUGACAUGACAUAAAAAGCUCAAAGAGGAGGUGUUAUGCUGAUUUAUUUGAGCCUAGGGACUCACAGGAUGUGGGAAUAGCUUGUUAAACUGAUGAUUUACAGUUUAACAAGAUUUAAGCACAUUUCAGGCUGCUGACCCUUUAAGGCUCCUUCAUUCCAUAACCCUGCAUUCUAUAACCCUUCAUUUUAGAACCCUGCACUUUAGAACCUUCCAUUCCAUAACCCUGCAUUCUAGAACCCUCAUUCAAGAACCCUACAUUCCAUAACCCUACAUUCUAGAACCCUUCAUUCCAAACCCUUUAUUCCAGAACCCUACAUUAAAGAACCCCUUCAUUCCAGAACCAAACAUUCUAGAACCCUUUAUUCUAGAACCCUUCAUUCCAGAACCCUACAUUCCAGAACCCCUCACUCAAGAACCCAGAAUUCUAGAACCUGCAAUCUAGAACCCAUCAUUCCAGGACCCUUCAUUCCAGAACCCUGCAUCCUAGAGCCCUGCAUUCCAGAACCCUACAUUCUAGAACCCAUCAUUCCAGAACCCUACAUUCCAGAACCUUUAUUUCAGAACCAAGAAUUCUAGCACCCUUCAUUCUAGAACCCCUCAUUCCAGAACCCUGCAUUCUAGCACCCUUCAUUCUAAAACCCAGCAUUUAUGAACUCUUCAUUCCAGAACCCAGUGUUCUAGAACCUUUAAUUCUAGAACUCUUCACUCCAGAACCCUGCAUUCUAGAACCCUUUACUCUAGAACCCUUCAUUUCAGAACCCAGCAUUCUAGUAACUGGAACUACGAUAAAAACUGAAUUUGAAAAGAUAUAUUUCAUGUUUUAAGCUACAUUCAAAGCAACAUAUGAUUUUUCAGCUUUUUGGAUGAUGUUUAAGUUGAUUUAAAUAAAUAGGAAAAAUAGAAAAAUGAGAGUUUUGAUAAGAUUUCUUUACAAAACUUGAUUUUUUUUACUGUUUUCUUGUAGUUUUGGAGAAUUUGAAUCAGCACGGUUGAAUUUUAUGGGAAUCAUCACUUAUAUGUGAAAAGCUGCUGAUCAAAGUUACAAAACAACAACCUACAUGGACAACUGGUCUACCAUCUGAGAGCAGGUCAAACACAUCUAUCCUACACUGCUCUUUCUCAGGAGGUUCGACCUGCAAGUCAACACAACAAGUCUGGUGAAUGUUAGUUUUACUCGAAUAGUUCAAACAUGAGUUCAGACAUGCUGUAAGUGCAGAGUGAUAGCCUCAAACAAAGCAACAAAAAGAGCUGAUGGUUUUGAAUUCCCUGAUUAGCUCCCUUAUCCGCCUCGGGGGGCUAAUCAGUCAAAUCAGAUGCUGAAGUGGUUGCCUGCAGACUCCAGGGUCCUGAUGGUGCAUGAUUAGAGAGCAGUGGAGGAUGUAGUAGUGGUGGAGUGAGGGUGCUAAAGAGCUCACCUGAUCUGAUUCACCCUCCUCUAAACACAGGAGCUGUUAGUGAACUUCAAAUCAUGUCAUAGACCAUCAACCACUUUAGAAGCAUUUUAACUUUAACUGUGAGAGUAAAUUUAAGGGUUGAUUGUGGUUUUCAUAACUGGUUUUAUUCUUCCUCUAAUUUAUAUUAAAAUUAUUCAGAAGAUUCAGUCAAAAACAUUUAACAUCAGACGGGAGCAGACAGCAGAUAAAAUCAAGCCUUCAUUUACUCACUGACUCACCUUGGGUACUGAGGCAUUAAUAUACUGUUUACUUCUACACUUUCUAUUCUCUGUGAAAUCCAUUUGCAAUAGCUCCGUUUCUAUGGCAACAGAUGAAAUAAGUCUAGCUGCUGAUAAACAGAGGGGAGACUCAGGUUUGGGCUGCAGUGAUGCAUAAUGUAAACUUUUCAAAGACAGCAGAAGAAUCCGACUAAAUCCAGUACCUGCUGAUGGACCGGCGUCGGGUCUUUAACGUCUUCCUUCCCACCAGGAAUCAGAGACUUCAGCAGCUUGGGGACGGCCUUGACUGGAGGGAGAUAAGAUGCAGCAAAACCUGAAUGCACUAUUGGAGGGGGAAAGGAGAAGAAAAGAGGAGGAUGCAAGAGCAGGAAGGAGGAGAUAAGGAGAGAAAUGAGGCGUUAAAGGCAGGAAACAGAGUUAUGUUAGUACAAAGUCAGUAAAGUGACAGAUACAGCUAAACCAAAACAAAGCUGAUGUUAGUAAAGGUAGGAGUAGGAGUACAGACUCUUUUCAUGGUUGGAUCAGUCUUACCGGGCUCAGGGUUCAGGUUCUGGGAUGUGGAGCUCGUCAGGGUGCUUUUGGUGGAGGGAGGAACCAAAGACAGGUCCAUGUGGCUGUCCCAGCCCUGUGCACAGACACAGAGAAGAUGAGACACCUGAAAUCUACAUGGACAGUAUCUAUUUCCUGAAAUCUGGGACUUUUUAUUUCUGCCCAGGAAUCUGAAUUAAAUAUUCACAUUCUGGAUUAUUCUCUUCAUCAUAAUCAGCAUAAUCAGAUUUGACAAUGACACUGAUUUGUGAGAUUAUCGUGCAAACAAGAAAGAGUGCUGCGUUAAGAGAAGACAUGGAGCUGCAUCCCAGAUCAGAAACAAACAGAGAUAGAAAUAAGAGGUUCAGCCGUGUCUCACCUUGAAGUCACCGAGCUUAUGAUUGGAGGAGUAGAGAUCCAGACUGCUGGCCGAUAACUGCUUUAAAGGUUAGAGCCAGGGUUAGUAAAACAUGAGAGUCAAGAAGCAGCUGAACAACCAGAAGUUUAACACACUCAGAAAAUCAGUCGGUUAGUGAUGCACAGUCAGUGUUUUUGCCAUCAAACCAAAAGAAGACUGAGGAAAAGAGAGGAACCAGUUUAAGAUAAACCAACACAGAUCUUAUGUCCUCUGUCGUAGAGGACACUGAGUCUGUUCACAAACACUGAAACUCUGCAGCAUCGAAAAGUGAAUCUGAAGAUCUUACCUGGUUGAUGUUUGGCGAGCUCAGGCAGCGUCUGGCAGAUUUCCCUCUGACUGCCAGCUGUUCUCUCACCGCCACCUCCUACACACCCAAAGACGCACACACUGAAUAUUUGAUUCACCGCCUCGACUUUUAUGAAACUUCAGUUUUCAUGAAGAUGUUUCCUGACCUGUCGGAGUCGGUCCAAAGUCAGGAUGUUCUCCACGGCCAGGAUACUGCGCAGGUAUUUCUCGAUCGCCGCCUCGCUGUCGGCAGACUGGUCGUCGUCUGUGCUGGCGGCGAGUCUGGCCAACAUCUCCCUGUCCUCUGGACCGUGGAUGUCCUGUGGGAGCGGAGAGUGAAAAUUUUGGUGGUGACAAAAACCAGCUUCAGCUUCACUCUGAGCGAAAAACUCUGCACUUACGCCUGGGAUGUUUGAGACGAUCUCGAAGGUGACCCCACAGCCGGGGAUGGUGCUGCGCUGGGACAUCCUCUUCAGCAGACUCUGAGCGAAACCCUGACAAACAAAAACACACAGAACUUCAUCAUCUCUGAUCCUCUGACGUCUGUUUUUGUCUCAGUCUUCUUCCUCCUGACAUCUCAGAGUCCACCUACCUGCCUCCCGGUCACAUUCACACAGAUCCGCUUCCUCAGAACCAGCUGCAUGUGGGCCGGGUGGCUCAGCUGGACCACCGCGCUGAUUGUCAAGUAGACCCUCUGGUCAGCUGAUGUGACGCGACUCAGCUGAGGACAAUCGUGGAUCGUUGAGUCCCAAGAGGCCUCCACCUUCACCUGGACCAGAUCAAAAACAGGAAGACUUCAUCAAUCAGGGAUCCUCCUGGUCUGUAAAUGAUCAAACUAUAAGAGGAAACGUUUGUGACGUUUACAUCAGGGUCGUGGCGUUUCACGAUAUGAAGGUCAAAGAAUUCGUCGUCAUCUUCUCCACUCAGUAACGCGUCCAAACCGCCGGCUAAUGUCGCUGAAAGGCUGGACUGGAAAUCAUCAGCUGAAGGAGGGAUAGAAAACUUAUUAUAUCUUUACAGAGGAUUGACAAACUUGUGUAGCAGGAAGUGAGACGUACCACUUAAAUCCAGGAACAGGACAGGAACAUGGGUCUCCAUCCCAGGGACGGGGACCCUGUAGAGAAACAGCAACCAUGAAUCAGAACCAUGAAACCUUAUUUGUUCGCAGAUCAAAAUAAAAAUGAAAGUGUGCAGAUGUUUCCUCCUUUCCUCGCUCACCUCUCUACUGGAGCUCCCGGGAUGCCGCUCCCAGCUGACGGCACCAGAACGGCGUUACGUUCUUCGGUGAGCGUCAGGCGACACUCCAGCAGCUGGGACUCCCUCUCCACGUCGUCCUCGGACUUAUCUGCCGAUAAAAACACGAAAAGAGAAAAAUGAGAAGCUGAUCUCUGGUUACAAAUGACAUGAUUGAGUUUAAGUUUUACCUGGUUUAGAGACGAUCUUCUGCAGCUGCUGGUCCAGAUACUCCUGUCUCUGCGUGAGGAUGUCGAGCCACUGUUCCCUCAUCCUCUCCAGGUCGACCUCCUGAACACGGACACACACACACACAGUCAGGAGAGAAAACUCUAGAGCUGAGGGAAAUCUGUCUUUUAAACUGGUCGUCUACAUACCUGGUAGCUGUCCAUCUCCUCACUCUCUCCCUGAAAUCAGAAUUAAAGGUUUUAAGAUUUUUUGAAUUAAGAUAUCCGAUCAUCCGUCAGAGUUCGCCUCUGCUCUCACCCAGUGUGUCUCGCUGCCUUUCGUUGGGCGAGCUUGUCUGAUCUUGACGUCCCCGAUGGACACUGACAGGAUCGAGGUCGCUAUGAGGGGCAUGGUGCCGGAGUCUGGUACCGGACGCACCUCUACUCGAACCCGACGGGACUGACCCUGAAGGAAGAUGAAGCAGAGGCUGAAAACUCUUCUUCAUGUCGCUCUCGUGGAUGUUUUAUUAUUUUUUUAAUCCUUCAAACCUGACGGAGCUGAAAGAUUCCUCCUGUGCGCACGUCUUUAGCGGGUUGGACCUCCACGGUUGAAAACUCUCCCGCCUCGUUCAGCUCCAUCAGCUGCACCCACAACUCCAGACGGCGGGUCACUUCGCUCCAUCUAGAAGUUUAAGGUGAAAACAAAAUCUCUCAGAUACGGAUCCUGGUCUGGCGGAUCUCUAAAAGGCACUCGUGUUUCUUCACCUUUCUCUGAGGGACCUGGUCUUGGCUUGAAUCACUCCAAGGUCCCAAAGCGCCAAGUUCCUGCGAUGGUUGGCCUGUUUGUGUCCGUACACUUCGAUAGCAACAGCGCCAUCGGUCAGAAACUCCACGAAAUCCUCUGAAACCGGCACUGAAAACUCCUAAAACGAGAGAAAAUAAGACGUGAGACAAAUACAUGAGUGGUUGAUGAGUGUGUGUGUGUCUGAGAGCGUCACCUUGGCACUAUCAAAGACCACGGUACACUGAGGGUCUCUGGAGGUAGAGGAAGGACUGCCGGGCGCCACCUCCGGGGCGAUGAAGAUCACCUCCUCCUGCCCCCAGAAGUGGUACUGACAGAAGACAAAGUUGGACAGAUGGCGAGGGAGACCGUUGGCCUGCAGGAUUUUGACCUGAGAGGGUGAAGUUGAGGAAACGUCUUAUCACAUGGUCAACAAAGAUAGUGGAGUAGACAGAUAUUUACUUUUGAAGGCAGGUUUGACCUUCGAAUAAAAACAUGGACAACAGGCGCCAAAGCUCGACCAAUCACGUUACAAUCCUGCAGGACAGACUCAAAAUCUCAUCACAGUAUAUGAGAGCUGCCAUGUGCAGGAUUCAGGUCCACACUGCCCAAUUGUGCAUUAUUUAUUUGCUGAGUCAGCUCUUUCAGUCCACGUGCACGUUCUCACCACACACUCCAGCCGGCGCUCCUGCAGAUCGCCGUCUGCGCCGCUCUGCUGAGAGUCGGACUGCUUUGGAGCUUCCCCCUCAGAUUCCUGCUCGCCUCGCCACAACUCCACAUGAAGUCGACCCGCCACCUGCCACACACACAUGCACACAAACACACACACACACACAGGCUUGAGUCAAAUCAAUAUUAACACGCAAAUGUGCAGAAAACACUUCAGAUAUUUGUCGCUGAGGUGUAUUACAGAAAAUUAAACGAGUAAACAAAACAAACUGAAAAAGUCUAAAACACGUUUUUAUUUCACCCGCUGAUGUUCAAAAUCAAUCGUCCGUUACCUCUCCUUUCUGGUUAAUGAUGGGGACGGCGUACUGCAGCUUCACGUCGUAGAAGAAGCACGCCAAGAAAACGUUCGCCACACCGAUCAGACUGUGGUUCUCCUGCUCGUCGAAGAACGGGUCGGCACGCUUGAAAUAGGAGCGCAUCACCUAAGGAGGAGACAACGACAGCACAGGAGAAAGAUUUUUUAGUUUGAGAAAGAAAAAUAACAUAUCUGUAUAAAAUCGUAUAACUAUGGAAGACUAAUGUAUUCACCCCAAAAAAAAGAAGCUCUGUUUUUUGGACUAAUUUUUUUUGUUUGUUUUUUGGACAAUUUUUUUUUCUGUGUCCUUUUUUUUGUUUUUCUGUAUUUUUUUUAUUUUCUGUUUAUCUGACUUAUUUUUUUCUGUUUUUGAGAUUUUUUUUCUGUCAUUCGGGCUGUUUUUUUUUUUUACUUUUCUGUUUUUCAGACAUUUUUUUUUCUUUUCUGUUUUCAGACUUUUUUUUUCCUUUUCGGUUCAAAUUUGAAAGAUGAAAAAAAAAAAAGUCAGAAAAAAAUUUUACUAAAAAAAAAUGUUUCCUUCUUUUUGUUGUAAGUGAAUGAAAUACACGUCCAUACAUAACGGCACGUUAUAAUAAGGAUUAUAAUCCAUCCAUCUAAUCUGAGCUCUGUGGGUUAUUUUCGCUCCGGUCUCUCUUCACUCACAGGGUUGUCUUCGUCAAAGUCCUUCCACUCCUGGUAGAGCUCCCUCAUAUCCACCAGCCGGUUCUCCAUCUUCUCCAGAGCCCAGAUCUGCUUCCCUUUCCCUUUACGCCGUACCUGGAUGGCUGGUUCACUGAGUACGACGUCCCGCUGUGAAGAAAAGCAGUUUUUUAUUUCAACAUGCCGUUCACAGAAGAAGUCAGAAAACCUCUGUGACGAUCUCAGACAGACACUCGACCUUUCUGUUGGCGUUGAGGUUGGCCGCAGGGAUCUGCAGAGUGACCAGGUACUCUGUUCUCUUGUUGAGCUCCUCUGCUAUGAAGCCGGCUUCCUGUGCCAGAAGGUUGGCGCGCACGAUCUGCUCCCUCAGACGCCUCAGGCUGCGAGUCAUCAUCGCUUCUCUGAAAUACGUUUUUUUUUUUAGAUACUUCACCCUCUGAAGAUUUCACGUUGAGAAGAAAAUCUAUAACCGUUUCUCACCUGUCUUCGCUCCAGCGGCGCAUGCGUUUGUGGGACGUAGGUGCUCCGCCGGGAACCAAGCCCGCCGGGUCCAGGAGGUUUGAGGGUUUUUCGGGGGUGAGGCGUCGGCGGAGCUGCUGCAGCUCCUGUUCGUACAUCAGCCUCUGUCGUUCCAGGGCGUUGCGUUUCUCCUCCUCGUGCUGCCUCUCCAGGGUCUGCAACACGGACUGCAGCGGGUCUGAGGAGACGGAUCAGAGGGAGGAAGAGAGUCAGAGAAAAACUCCUGACAGUGAAACACACGGUACUCUUUAAUCAUCUGAUCAGACUUCAGGCGGACUCACCGUUGUUCCCCAUGCCUUUCAUCAUGACCUCCGUCUGCGCAGCCUCGUAGCCGAAGCUCAGCUCACUGGACACGUCGCUGGAGGCGUCCAAGUCCACCUCCAGCUGGUCAGUGCUCAAACACGUCUUCAUCACGGCGCCACUCUCUUCGGCUUGCACCAUGUUCCUGGGCAGGUUGAUCCUGUGAACGCGUGUGAAAAUGUGAGAGAGAAGAAGGAGAAGAUGGAAACGUGUCUACAUGUCUGCGGGAUCCAGAUUCAAACUCAUCACGUACCUGAAGAAGUGGUUGUUCCCCCACAGGAUCCGGUCGCCAUGAUGGAGCUGGACUGGACUGGUGACUGUGGCGCCGUUUACACACGUCCUACAGAUGAAGACAAGGUUUUUACAAAGUGGUCAAGAGGUGGGGCUGUAGAGAAUUCACUCGUUGAUCCAGGGCGAGUACGUACCGAGCGUUACGGUGAGGAGUCAACACGACGCCAUUGCUCUCUGUGAUGUCAAUGACGCAGUGUUCGGCUUGGAUGGCCAUCCCGCACAGCUGGAUGUCCUGCGAAUUCGCCGAGCCAAUGCGGGCGUGGUUCUAAACACAGAGGAGAGUCGGUUUGAAGCAAAGAUCUCAUGUUCACGUAUUUUAACCUGUGAUGAACCACUUCCUGAUACCUUGAGAUAGUAGACCAGCAGCUCGUUCAGGGCGGGGUCGGCGUUGAGGUUGACCAGGAAACACUUGUCGUCCACCACGCGUAUUCCAGAGGACUGAAGGGAGAUGCCCAGACUCUCCAGCUGCUUCUGACGCUCCUGUGGACAAGAUUUGACGCUCGAUGAGACGCAGGACUCGAGUUUAAGUUUAGUCUCCAGUUUAAAACCCGUCACUCAACUUCUCGUCUGUUUUCUUACCUGUGCAAUCGCCUCGGUCUUCCUCAGUUUCUCCUCCCAGGAAACCGUCAUUUCCUGGAUCAGCUUCUCCGACUCUUCCAGACGCUCCUUCAGCUCAGGAGCCUUCAUAGACUGAGAGUGGAAGAAGGAGAAGAAGAAGAAGAAGCUGCGUUAAAGACCAAAACGUCACUCAAAUGUUCAACAUUUACGAUACAGGCGAAGGUCAUCCGCACCUCGGCCUCGGUGAGCUGCUCCCUCAGUUUUUCCACUUCCUCUCGGAGCUCCCGGAUGAUCCUGGCGUUCGGGUCUUCGUUGACCACGGCGUGGUUGACGAUGCUCUUCGCCCUGUCGGCGUAACGCAGAGUGGAGAGCGUCUCGUCGUAGUUAUCCGCGGCAGGGCUGAUGGUGGCGACCAUAGCGGUGCGGCUGUUUCCUCCGAGACUGUCCUGCAGGUCAAAGACACACCUGUGAACCUUUCAUAGAUCUUUCCAGGACUAACUACGGGGACAUAGAAAUAGACUCUAUAGAUGUGAAAUGACAGAUGAUAAUAUUUGCUGUUUUUGUACCUUGAGCAGCCACGUCAGCACCGAGUCUCUGUAAGGAACAAACUUGUUCUUGUUCUUCCCGGCUCCUUGGUCAGCCAAGGCCGAGAUGACUAAACCCAGAGUGCUGAGAGACCUUGAGGAGACACCGAGAAGAGGAAUCAAGAGGAGGAAACACAGCAGAGAGGAGGAGGAGGAGGUGAAGAAACAGUGAAGAGCUGCUGAGACGGUUUGAUCUAAGCUGGCUCGCAGAUGUGUUCUCGAUUUAAAAAAAACAAUCUCAGCUCCUUCACUUCUUCUGGCCUCAGAUCAGACGUUUUUUUUUAGUGUUUCCACAUAUUUUUCUCACUUAUUGAUGUUGCUCCCUUCUUUCAGGCGCUCUCCAGCUGCUCCGGUCUUCGCCGCCCGCUCGCUGCCGGCGAGAUCCACCAGGCUGAGUUUGCUCACCUUCUCCCCGCUCGUCUGAAACAAACAGGAAACAUCAUCCCGUUCAGAGUAAAUAUAAUAAACGUUAUCGGGUGUGUUAAAUCGAAGUGUUAUGAUCCUCGGUGUGUCGUACCCCGGACUGCAGGUCCAUGAGUGUGUGCGUGAGGAUGACGUUGAACACGGCGUGCGACCUGCUGCUCUCUUCAUUCAUAUUCGUCGCCGCAACCGUGCGAGACUUAUUCCCCUCCGACAUGAGAGACUCGAUGUCCUGUAAGAGAGACAAACAAACAUGUCUGGUCUGCACUGCUUUAUGAAAUUACAACCUCUCCCUCUUAAUAACAGGAUGUUAUAAAAGCUCCAGAAAAUCAUAUUCAAUAAAGUUCAUGAAGUGAUUUUAGAAGACCUUAUAGCUCGCCACGGCCAGGCGGGAGAGGCCGUCCACGUACGGUCCGAAGACUUUGUGUUCUCUCACUCGGAGGGUUUGACGGUUUCUGAGGAAGAAGAGAGAAUUUUAAUAAAACUUCUCAGGCUGGAAAAUUUGGCAUAAAUAAACGAGCCAGGAAUUAUAAAGAUUUUUAAGAUUAGAUCGGAUUAGAUCCAGACAUGUCCCACCGGGAGGAGAUCUCAUGGCCGGCCCAGGACCAGGUGGAGGGAUUAUAUCUCCUGCCUGGCCUGGGAGCGCCUGGGAAUCCCCCCGGAGGAGCUGGUGGAAGUGGCUGGAGUGAGGGGCAAACGGACGAAGUUCAGGUGUAAGACUCGAACGUGAAAUAUCAGUCACUCACCCUUUAGGAUCCAGCAGGUCUCUGACCUUCUCGUUGUAGAUCUCCAUGAAGGAGACCUCCACAGUGAAGCUCUCUCCCUCCCGGGCCUCCUGCACAGUCCGGCUGAACAAGGUGCUGCAGAGCCGAGGGAUCAGACCAGGGUGCUCUGCAGAGCCCAUCAUGGUGUAAGACUUCCCUGAGCCUGGAGACGCACAGGUAUUCAAGGAGGUUUAGUUUUGGUUUGUUUUGAGAAAAGAGAAAGUAAACUUAGAGCAAACUUUUUAAACUUUUACAGCUGAGAGCAAAAGUUCAUUUCUUCUCAGAUAAACUCUUGAAACAGAGGAGUUAGCUGUUUAUGAUGAUGGAUUAUUCAUCAGAGCUGGAGACAAACAACAAUUCGUGCAGCAGUCCCACCUCCAGGUGAGCGAUUAACCUAACAGGCAUGUGUUCAGUCUGUAGGAGAGAACAUUCAAACUCCACACAGCUCCUCAGACGUUACCUGUCUGUCCAUAAGCAAAGAUACAGGCGUUGUAGCCCAUGAAGGCGUUGUCGAGCAGACUCUCCCCGAGGCUCUGGAAGACGACGUCCUGACCUGAGUCAGAAAACACACUUUUUAAAACCCAGACAACUGAGAGAGGGGGGGGGGGAUUCAAGGAGGCUCAAAAUAAACACACUGGACAUUUCGUUCUCGUUCGAUGUAUACGUGAAGCUGCCAAAUGCUUCCAGGAUGCCAUCUUGAAAUGAUUCUGCUCUGCUGCAGUAAACAGGUGCUCCAGUCUGACUCCAGUUUCAGCAGGUGAUCGGCUGAAGCCUGAAAAACCUCUCAGAGUGCAAAAGAAGAGAAAAUGAGGAAAAGGCACCGACCUGCAAACUUGUCUGUCUGGGUUUCAUCCAUCGACCAGAAGCAGUAGUCGUAAGCAAAAGACUGAAGGAUGAAAAAAACAAAAUAAAUAAACAAACAAACAGCUAACAAGUGACCCGUUUCUUCAGUUUAUGAUGCAAAGAGUUAGAAAAUAAAUGUUUUAAUGCUCACCUUCGGCUGGCUCCUGGAGGCAGUAAAGAGAAAAAACAAAAUAUCAGUAAACAACCACAGUGAGAAGAAACACGAACAUGUGACUGAGGAAACACACAGCUGUACAGAGGGAGGGUCCUUCCACAGGACUAAUGUCUGAGUUCUUCAGGUGUCAUAAAGCGGACUCUCUUUUAACUCAGCUGAAACACCAAUCGUUCCUAAAUCCUAACCGGGUCAGGACCAGUUCAUUUUUAGAGAUAUAAAGCAAUACACAGUUCAACAUCACCUCAGUGGAAACAACUACAGUACCUCUAAGUGGAGUUUCGAGGAAACUGCAUGUUACUCCUUUAGUUUGAGAGCAUUUGAACAUUUAAACGACUUUAAACUUGGAUGAACUAACAAACAGGAUGUGUCGGUUUCAGUCAUAUCAGAUAGAAGAGUUCAAAUCCUCCAGACUUCCUUUUAAAAUUCACAGAUUGAAGCUGAGUGAGGGACGGAUAACUGAUUUAUCUAUCAGUACAUGCACUGACUGUAGAGACAUUUAUUUGUUUAUUAAAAGAAAACUUUUCUAUCUAAUUAAUUGAUCAUACUUUCUCCUUCUGGAUCAAAACCAAGUCUUAUAAUGUCAAGUGAGCCGAAAUCGGAUCAGAAUCUUCCUAUCGACAUGUUCACAUGGUGCACUUUUAUUCCGAUCGGGCCUUUAUUCUGAUUAUUAUUACUGUCACAACAGUUCCCCUGACAUUGCUGUAGUCUGCUCACAUACUGUAAUAAUAACACAAUCUCACUGAAGUCAAAAGGAAGUGCUGGUACUUCACGGACACUUUAAUAGAGAGAGGCACAGCAGAUCUGACCAUUUCAGUUCAAUGUUACUGAGGAAAGAAGAAGAAGUAAAAGUAAAGUGGUGAGCUUAAAAAUCUGUCAAGGAGAAUAAUCCUCUUUGGAGGGAGAGGGGACUGUGACCUUCAGCAACACUCACAUCCUCAGAGUCACCGCUUUAUAACUUCAUUUAACCACCACAGCAGACAGCAGCUUCGCAGAGAUCAGUCAGCAAACAUCCUCACAUUCCAGAGAGCAGACGUCAAAUGUUAUUAUUGAACCCUGGAUUCACGAUAUUGUACACCAGAUGUGUCACAUUCAUGCUGCAGCACGUUGAAGUCUCUUAAAUUCAGUCCUGUGAAAAAUGCACCAUGAUGUUGGACAUUAAUGGUCAUAUUUAGGUGAGAUAAAUGUGAAAUUAGUACAUCAGAGCUGUUUUAAUGAGUCAUAAUCAAUAAAGGAAGACAAAGAGCUGCUUUUUAAACUUAUUUCAGCUGUAAAAAUCUGUUAUAUACAUUCGUCUCCAUUUUUCUAUCACUUCUGCUCAUUAUUAUAUGAUUUAUUUUUUAAAAGCUGUUUAGCAAAUUGCCUCCAGAGGCCGUGAGGCAUUCAGGACAAAGCGAGUCCAGUCAUAAGUUGAAAUACUGGACCACAAAGGGAUUAUAGGAUUAAACAUUUUUCCCAUUAGUUGGUGUUUCCUACACUUCAUAAUGACUUUAUUGUUGUUGAAAACUAAGAGCAUAAACACCAGCUCAGUACAGUUGUAUUUGCAGUAACUUUAAAUCUAUUAAAAACGCAGAGAGAACGGUUGGUUUUGUAUCAAUCAGUCUUAAUCUUGCACAUCCAGUUUCCAGGGACGCCCCCCUUUGAAGACCUGAACCCUGAUGAAGUCAAAACACACAGUCUCCACUCAGGCAGAAAUAUCAAUUUGGCCACACGGGGGUUUCAGGGGUUGGAGGGAGGAGGCUUUCAUGAAACAAGGCCUCCCUAUGUGAGGCACAGCCAGUCCUUGAAAGAGCAAAAUUAAGUCCAGUGUGUCCCGGACUGGUGAGGACAUUCCUGAGAUAACUGGCAGAGACUUGAAGCUCCAAGGAGUCACGGGAGGAGAGGGAGGCCGGCAGGUCUGCCACCACCAACAACACAAAGACUGAGUCAAACAGACUGGAUCAGAAUUGUGUGGAAAACCAUCGACUCCACAAACAGAUAAAAAUUAGAGUCCUUAUCAAAGCUAAGCUGCUGACUCAUGAAGGGUUUCAUUUUUGGGGGUCUGAAGGCUCCUGCUGUCGUCUUGGUUGCAGCGACCGAGGGUGUCGUAACACAUUAACACCCCCUGAGACUCAUGCAGCAAAUCAGAGAGCUGACAAAGCACAAACUUUGUGAAAUAGGCUGGUCAGAGACUUUCCUCACAGAAAAGCUUUUCUAUUACGCUCAUUAUGCCCCGUAAUAGGAUUCAGUCCGCUGGGAAACGAAUCAAGAAUGCUUUCACACAAACUUAUGUUUUCAGAGAAAGAAAUAGUCGCUGAACUGCGGCUGGAAAUCACUUUACUUCUUUAGUUCUGGUAGGUGUUUGUCUGCGGCGCACUGGGCCUGUAAAACCUGUUCACAUCGAUCCCCACAGGGGAACUAUAGUACUGCUCAAGCGUGUCAGGACAGGAAAGACACCCACAGAAAUAUACCACACACAACAAAUGUAAAUAAAAACCAGGAAAUGUGAGACUCUUUUUUUUUUUAAAGACAGAGACUCACACCUUCAUAUCAAGACGGGGGUUUCCUUGAGGUUAAGAGGAGCCAGAAAACCUGCAGGGAACAUGAACCUGCACUACUCUGGGCGCCUGCAGGAGAAAAAGGAGUGUCCUGUUUUUACCAACAAACAUAUUCAGAAACAUUCAACACAAGCCCGUUGGCAUGUUUUCAUUCACUGCACAUAUCUGUCAUUUCUCCGCCACUCUCUCCUGCGAGGAUUCUUGGGUAAUAUUUCACCGAGGACAUUUUUCUGUUUUCAUCGCGUGUGUUACGAGUCUUAACUCCGGCCCUUCUUCCUUUGUUUUAUUCUCUUGAUUUAACCCUCGUCUACCUGAGCAGGAUGGAGCUCGAACAGACACACCCUUUGUAAAGAGAGGAAUGCUGCAGGAAGGACACUGGGGGGGAGGAGGAAGACAUGGGAAGGAAAAAUAAAAAAGGAGGACGGGUGGAGCGACAAUUAAGAUGGGAGAUUUUUCCACGGAGCUGGAUGGACGAGUUAAGAGUCAGUAUAAAAUCAUCGUCCUGUAAUCCAGCGGAUGAUUAAAUCAGUGACACAUAUCUACUGUAACUGCCACUUUAAUGAGGUAAAACAUUAAACCGACACUGCAUGGAGACGCUCUUCAUGGUGUCAAGCUUUCUGAGGGCCCUAUUUAAUGGAAAUGUUGAAGUACAAAAACAGACCUGAUACUGACUCAUCAAUGCACAGAUUUCCUGUUUACAUCUAGAAAGAAAUCUACAAGGACAUAUAAACCAGCAUGGUUCAAAAGACAGAGAUUCAGCUCUGACGUGUUGAGUUUAAAGGCCUUCAGGACCGAGGUUAUCGAAGAGCUGAGACUGCUGAACUUCGUUUUUUAUCUUUUAGAGGAAUUCAACUCAAAGUUAGGGGUUACAUUUGGUCGAUGACAGGGAUUUUAUUGCUGCUAUUUUUUAUUUUAUUGAGACUGUAAAUAAGCAAAAACUUUAUAUGACUGCUUGAGAUCAAAUUACUGGAUACUUCAGAGCUAAAUCAAAUCAAAUGUAGAAAUGCAUCCCAGUCUUUGACAGCAUGUUUGACAAAAACUCAUUUGAGUAACUCAUCACUCAAACAGAAAACUCCUCAGACUGCCUGUAAACAAACGACCAUCCACCUAUCCUUACAUCCACAGACUGUCACAGAGACAGUAGCUACAGACCCGUUAGUGUUCUACCAGAACCCUG